AUGUCUGAACAAGCAACUAAGUCAAGAAACUCCUCUCACUUAAUUGGGGGCUUCUUUGGUGGGCUAACGUCUGCAGUGGCAUUGCAGCCAUUGGAUCUUUUAAAGACAAGAAUCCAACAAGACAGGAAGGCCACGUUAUGGAAGAAUUUGAAGGAAAUAGAUAAUCCCUUACAACUAUGGAGGGGCACUUUACCAUCAGCAUUACGAACAUCAAUAGGUAGUGCCUUAUAUUUAUCAUGUCUGAAUGUUAUGCGGUCAUCUCUGGCAAAGAACAAACAUAAAGUAUCAUUGUCAGUUGAUGGUCCAAACGUUGUGUACAAUAAGAGUAGUAGCCUACCACGAUUAACAAUGUACGAAAACCUGCUAACCGGAGCAUUCGCAAGAGGCCUAGUAGGCUAUAUAACCAUGCCAAUAACUGUCAUUAAAGUCCGAUAUGAGUCUACGCUGUUCAAUUAUUCCAGCUUAAAUGAGGCAAUCACUCAUAUAUACACGAAAGAAGGAGUUUCUGGAUUUUUCAGAGGAUUUGGAGCUACCUGUUUAAGAGAUGCCCCUUACGCAGGCUUAUACGUAUUACUGUACGAAAAAUCGAAACAAUUACUGCCCACGGUUUUAUCUACUAGAUUUAUUCAUUACAAUCCUGAAGGAGGGUUUACUACCUAUACUUCUACAACAAUAAACACUAUAAGUGCCGUAUUAUCCGCCAGUUUGGCCACUACAGUUACAGCACCAUUCGACACCAUAAAGACGAGAAUGCAAUUAGAGCCUUCGAAGUUUACCAAUUCUUUCAAAACUUUCACAUCUAUUAUUAAAAAUGAAAGCGUAUUGAAGUUAUUUAGCGGACUAAGCAUGAGACUGACAAGGAAGGCCCUGAGUGCUGGUAUAGCAUGGGGUAUAUACGAAGAGCUGGUAAAAAGAUUCAUGUAA
This is a messenger RNA of Saccharomyces kudriavzevii IFO 1802, 924 nucleotides long. RefSeq names its product Hem25p (gene HEM25). Gene Ontology annotation, cellular component: mitochondrial inner membrane; mitochondrion. Bases 1 to 924 code for a protein of 307 amino acids. Gene Ontology annotation, molecular function: glycine transmembrane transporter activity. NCBI's taxonomy places the organism in Eukaryota, Fungi, Ascomycota, Saccharomycetes, Saccharomycetales, Saccharomycetaceae. The record is from RefSeq and is a predicted model, not a curated record. The transcript has a single exon. Gene Ontology annotation, biological process: glycine import into mitochondrion.